Messenger RNA from Saimiri boliviensis boliviensis (Bolivian squirrel monkey), 4950 nucleotides. RefSeq names its product aryl hydrocarbon receptor repressor (gene AHRR). Gene Ontology annotation, biological process: response to xenobiotic stimulus; xenobiotic metabolic process; regulation of transcription by RNA polymerase II. Gene Ontology annotation, cellular component: aryl hydrocarbon receptor complex; nucleus. Gene Ontology annotation, molecular function: transcription cis-regulatory region binding; protein dimerization activity; nuclear receptor activity. The record is from RefSeq and is a predicted model, not a curated record. Lineage: Eukaryota; Metazoa; Chordata; Mammalia; Primates; Cebidae.
CCGGGUCCCUCCUCGCGCUCCGGGUCACCGGGGCCGGAUCCUCUUCCAGGGCCUUGGGGCGCCUCCCUGCACUGGCUCCUCUUGGGUCCGCGCUUGGGAGAAGGGCUUUCGGCUUUCUGAGCAGCGUGUUGUGUGAACUGUGGGGUUCCUGGCUGAGCCUGGGGGGCAGGAGGCCAGGCUGCUGGGGUUUCCCGGUGUGAAGGCGCCGCCCCUGUCCCAGGGGUGCCCCCACCUCGGUGGACUGUUCCUGCUUCCUCAGACUAGUCCUGCUUUGUGGCAGAAGAAAUGGGGCGUUUCUUGUUACGUUUAGUGCAGUGAGCAGAAAUCCAGCUCUCACCAGCUAUGGGAGCUCAGGAAGCAGCGAGGGCUCAGAGACCAGGGAGGGAGGGGGACAGAGAGGCCGCCGGCGCCACCGUCUCCGGGCUCCCGGCUGCCUCCCUGCCUCACUCAGGCCCUCGCCCCCCACAGACACCUUAGCUCGCCAGCACCUCUGCAGCUGGCACCCCGGAUUCUGAAUCAGUGGCCUCCCCUUUCCGGUGGAGGGGGUGCUGGUCCCGCCCGGCUGUCGGUUCCGGGGUGAGGGUGAGGGUCUUCGGACGCAGUGGUCCUGGCCUGAUGAAGAGCGGCCUCACCCAGCGUCCAGACCCCAGCUGUGCUCACCAGGGCCUGGGGACACCACAGACGCUGGUCCUGGGGGUCUGGGGGCUGCCGGCCCAGGGACUGUGGGGUGAGGAGAGCUCAGAGGAAAGUGAGGCCCACUUUGAAUAGCAGGUGGAUGCCUUGAUGGAAGCCAGGAGGAUUUUUGGGAGCAGGAGGCGGUGACCCACCAGGAGGUGCAGGCCACACGCAUUGCAGGACGCUCCCAGGUGACACAGUUGGGAGGAAGUCCAGCCCACCCUGAGUGAGACGUUAAGCUUCUACUCAAGUGCUAAUUCUGUUUCUUGAUGAUAUACCCAGAAGCCUCACAUCGUUUUGGGACUGGGAUGGGCUACAAGCAGACACGUGCUUUUUGAUGAGGCUGUGGGCCUCAGACUUGGUUUUCUGUGUGUCGGGCUCUUGCUGAGCAUCGGGGUGGAGUCUAAGUCUGGCCCAGUGAGGAGUGAGGGUGGUGGAGGGGGCUGCUUUGGAAACGGCUGUGUCUCCCUAAUCAAUGGAAGUGGGCGGAUCCUGGGCUGAGCCAUGCCGGGACCAGCCUGCCCCUGAGUGGAAAUCCCAGCACAGCCUGCCCACUGCGAAGAACGGCCAUGCUGGCCUCCGGGUGCUGUGUGCGGUGACAGUUUCUAUGCCAUCUCAAGCUGUGCAGGAGCAGGGCUCACGGCAGCUGGCGGCCGGCACCCCCUCGCCUGGAGACAGCCGUCCUGCUGCGGGGUCUGCGGUGCUGGAGGGAAGGCUGCUGCUGGAGUCUCUUACUGGCUUUGCUCUGGUCGUGAGUGCAGAAGGGAUGAUAUUUUACGCAUCAGCAACGAUCGUGGACUAUCUGGGCUUCCACCAGACCGACGUAAUGCACCAGAACAUUUACGACUACAUCCACGUGGACGACCGCCAGGACUUCCGCCGGCAGCUGCACUGGGCCAUGGACCCUCCCCAGGUGGUGUUUGGGCAGCCCCCGCCCUCCGAGGCAGGAGAUGACGCCGUCCUGGGGAGGCUGCUCAGGGCCCAGGAGUGGGGCGCAGGCGUGCCCACCGAGUACUCUGCCUUCCUGACCCGCUGCUUCGUCUGCCGUGUGCGCUGCCUGCUAGACAGCACCUCAGGCUUCCUGACGAUGCAGUUUCAAGGGAGACUAAAAUUCCUGUUUGGACAGAAGAAGAAGGCACCCUCGGGGGCGGUGCUCCCACCGCGGCUGUCGCUGUUCUGCGUUGCUGCUCCGGUUCUCCUCCCCUCCGCCACGGAGAUGAAGAUGAGGAGCACACUUCUGAGGACCAAGCCCAGGGCCGACGCUGUGGCGCCCACGGAUGCAAAAGUAAAGGCCACCGCGAGUCUGUGCGAAUCGGAACUGCAUGGAAAACCCAGUUACUCAGCAGGAAGGAGCAGCAGAGAAAGCGGCAUUUUGGUGCUCAGGGAACAGACUGACACUGGCCGAUGGGCACAGGUUCCCGCCAGAGCCCCAUGUCCGUGCCUCCGGGGCAGCCCUGACCUUGUCUUCGACCCCAAGGGGACCUCAAGGGACAGGGAGGAGGAGCAGCAGAGGGUGCUGAGCAGGGCCUCUGGAGCUACAGGGCGGAGGGAGAUGCCGGGACCCGCAAAGCUCCUGCCUUGGACGGCAGGAAGGCGCAGUGAGGAUGGUGCCCGGCAGAAGCUGCAGCACAGCCAGAGUGGCCUACUCUCCCUGCGCCCCACGUCCCGCGGCUCCUGCCUGCCCUACCCGUGUGUCCAGGGCACUUUCAAUGCCAGUGGCUCGGGCACAUUCAGGAACUUGCCUCUCUCUCAGCCUCCGAGCCCGUCCCCCAGUGCCCACGCCAUCCGGACCAGCAGAGCCUCGCGGGAUGUUAGUGAGGACCAGGUGCACCCUCCCCUCUGCCACUUUCCGCAGGGGAGCCUGCAGCACCCUCAGUCUGAAGCUCAGCGUUUGGCCUCGAGGGGCUAUCCCACAGAGGACGUGAAGCUGCGAGGCGUGCAGAUGCCUCCGGGGGGCCUGUGCGGCCCGACACUGCUGCUAGAUGUGCCCAUCAAGAUGGAGAAGGACGCUGGGUCUGAGGAUGCUGCCCAUGGCUGCGUGCCCAGCCAGGUGUGGGGGUUGGGGGCCGGGGAGAGGAGCUGUCCGGUCACCUUCCCUACCAGGAUGCCCCUGAAGACAGAGCCAGACUCCCUGCACCAGGUCUACAGUGCACACCUGGGGUAUGGCGUGCUGGGGGCUCAGCCCCACAACAGGGCCACUGCGGGGCGCAGCAGGGAGCUGGCCCGUUUCCAUCCCGCACACUGCGCGCGCCAGGAACCCACGCACAGCCUUCCCCAGCGGGAGCCUCCCCACCAGCUCUGCGCGCGGGGCCGAGGCGAACCGUCCUCCCUGCCGAGCUGCACCUGCAGAGCUGCUGAGGCCGCCCCUGUGGUCAAGCGCGAGCCGCUGGACUCGCCCCAGUGGGCCGCUUACAGCCAGGGAAGGGCGCCUGGGAUGUUUCCCAAAAGUGCCUUGACGACGCUGGUCCCACCCCAAGCCUCAGAGUGCACAUUCCUGCCGUAGCGCAGGGACCACCAUCCAAACUCAGGUCCGUCCGUCUAUGCUCAGAUGCAGCAGUGGCUGGGCUGACCCCCCAGCCUGGUGAGGCCGGAGAUCUUCCCAAGAAAUGCCCCGCAGAGCUGCACGUGCACAGUCCGUCUGUGUGCGCAGCAUACGUGGUAGUGUAUUACAAAUUUUAUAACGUAACCAUUCUUAAAUGCGAACUGGCCUUAAGUCUACUCAGGCAUGACAGCAUUUUCUCUUUGAGGAAUUAAAAUCUUUAAUCAAGUGGUCAUGGCUGGACAGUGUGAAGCCUGAGAGGCAGGGAGCGCCGGCCCACUGCCGCCAAGUCCACAGUCGGGGAAGCUGCGAGCAGCGCUUCUAGCUGGGCCCUCCCUGUCCAUCUGCAGCUUCCAGCCUGUGCUGUGCAGGCCAGGCGGCGUCAGCCCAUCGCUGGAGUGCGCUGCAGAGGCCAGCACCCGGCAAAUUAGAAAUACACCUCGCGGAGAAAGGGGCUGUGAGCCCACUCAAGGAGGAAUCUAGAAUACUCCAGGCAGCAGAGGCUGGCAGUACUGCGUACCACACUGCCCCGCGCUGUGCGGCAGGUGCUCCGUGGCGCCAGGACAGAGUGAGGCCAGGUCUGGACUAGAAAUGGACAGGGUAACACCUGUUCCUUCUGGACAUCUCCCGUGUUCUUAGUGGGUCUCUGCGGAUGGCCUUACUAAUCUGCCUCUUGGUAGAUCAUGUAAUCCAGAGUACACAGACCUGAUAGGAGACAGUGCUGUCUGUGGGGUUUUUCUGUCUGGCUGUCUCCAUAGUUCACUCAGAUGAGGGUUCCCAUGGCCAUUCUCGGAGAAUAAUUAGGUACAAGACGGACAAGUAUUAACAGCAUUAAAACAGCUGUAAAGGCAAUAUAUUCUGAGGGUAGGAAAUUUGGAUACAAAAGCAAAGUCAGAAAGUGAAGGUCAGUGGUCUACCAACCCGAGAUAACUUAAGAGCUGAUGGUGUAGUUCAGGCUUCUUCCAUGCUGCACCCGGCUGGUGCAGGCAUCACAUCAGGGUCGCUACCAAGCAGGAGGAAGCCGUGGCACGAGGCCCCUCUCCUCGGGGACGUCAGCUCCACUGGGAGAGCCCUCGGAGUGAGGGACCCACCAUCCCAUUGCACUGCGCAUUCUGCCUCCUGCGUGGACUCCCCCCGUCGGUGACUUUGGAGUGUCAGUGUUUAGCCCCUGGUUUAAUGGUGAAGCCAUUUGUUAAAUGCACACCCACUUUGUCAAAACCCAGGUCUGGUUGGUGGGACUGGGUCUUCUGCCCAUUGCCAGGUGCCUGCACCCCUCAGCAGCCUGGUUCUGGGACAGUCUGCCCCCACGUGGCAGGGACAGGGAUAAGGCUCUCCUCCCAGAACUGAAAGAGGAAGACCAAACCCCUGAGCCCAGAGUCACAGAUCCAACAUGGCCUCCUUUGACUCCCAAGCCCUGCCAAGGGGCCACUCACUCUGCUCAGCCACGGGGCGCCUUUCGAAAGGGACAGAGCUACCCAGGGGCCAGUCACCUGUGAGGACCGGCCCCUAAUUCCCACCUUGGCCCCUCACUGCACAGAGUCCUCUUUAUUUCUCAUGCGGACCAUGGCACACCUCUGGUCUCUGGGCAUUUAUGGAUUUAAGACCAGGAUGGUAUUUCAGAAGCUUCCCACUUCCUUCCUAUUCUAACCAAGUGCCCAGUUCCUUUCCUGAUCAUGGAAAGACCCUUAAUAAUUAGACCAGCAGGCCAGGUGCAGUGGCUCAUGCCUAUAAUCCCA